AUGGCUAGAGAUACUCUCCCUUCCAGCCUCAAGCCCACCAACUACAACCUCAGCGUCUACGAUAUUGACAUCGACCAGUUCCUGUUCAAGGGACGAGUCGUCAUCAAGUUCGACGUCAAUGAGGCUACCAAGUCCAUCGACCUCAACGCCAAGGACCUCAAGCUCGACAGCGUGGAGGUCAAGGCCGACGUCACCAAGACCGAGGUCGCAAUCAACGUGGAUUCCAUUGACUAUAACGAGAAGAAUGACACCGUUGCCAUUGCUCUCAAGUCCGAGAUCCCCGCCAACGCCACUUCUGUUACUGCUACCAUCCUGUAUUCCGGCGUCAUUCAGCAGAACAUGUCCGGUUUCUACAAGUCCUCCUACAAGGAUCCCGAGGGCAACGACAAGAUUCAGCUGUCCACACAGUUCGAGGCCACUGAUGCCCGAGCCGCCUUCCCUUGCAUGGAUGAGCCCAACCUCAAGGCAACCUUCGAUGUCUCCAUCACUGUACCUGAAGCCUGGGAGGUUAUCUCCAACAUGCCUGUGGUCGCCUCUAAGGCCCCCACCGACGGAAAGAAGGGUGCCACCAAGGGCCCCUCCAAGGGCCCCUCCAAGGGUCCCUCCAAGGGUCCCGCUGAUGGAGCCGACGCUGCGACCAAGACCGUCACCUUCGACACCACCCCCAAGAUGUCCACCUACCUGCUGGCCUGGGCCUGUGGUGAAUUUGAGUACGUGGAGGACUUUACCGAGCGAUCAUACAACGGCCGAAAGCUGCCUGUCCGAGUCUACACCACCAAGGGUCUUAAGGAGCAGGGCCUGUUUGCUCUAGACGUGACCAAGAAAGUCAUUGAUCUCUUCUCCGACGUGUUUGAGAUCGACUACAUGCUGCCCAAGAUGGACCUGCUGGCAUGCCAUGAGUUCUCUCACGGCGCAAUGGAGAACUGGGGUCUCAUUACCUACCGAACCACUGCCGUUCUGUUUGACGAGAAGACUUCUGCUGCCGCCUACAAGCAGCGUGUUGCCUACGUUGUUGCCCACGAGGUUGCCCAUCAGUGGUUUGGCGAUCUCGUUACAAUGGACUGGUGGGACGAGCUGUGGCUCAACGAAGGUUUCGCCACCUGGGUUGGAUGGUACGCUGUUGACCGACUCUUCCCCGACUGGCACGUCUUCACUGCCUUCGUGGCUGAGAACAUGGAGGACGCUUUGCAGCUGGACUCUGUGCGAGCCUCUCACCCUAUUGAGGUUCCUGUGACCUCUGCCAAGGAUAUUGACCAGAUCUUCGAUGCCAUCUCUUACCUUAAGGGAGCUUCCACCAUUCGAAUGCUUGGCAACACUCUUGGUGUUGACACCUUCCUCAAGGGUGUUGCUGCUUAUCUGAAGAAGCAUUCCUACGGUAACGCUCAUACCGCCGAUCUGUGGUCCGCGAUUUCGGAGGUCUCUGGCCGAGACGUCAACUCCCUGAUGGAGUCAUGGAUCAAGAAGAUUGGUUACCCUGUCAUCACCGUCACCGAGAAUGAGGGCUCCACUGCCACUCUCAAGCAGAACCGGUUCCUCACUACCGGCGAUGCUAAGCCUGAUGAGGAUGAAACUCUUUGGUGGGUCCCUCUUGAGGUUUCCUCUGCAGGCCCUGGCGAAGAGGCCACCGGUAACUCCGACUCUUUCGAUGUCCGUGAGACUUCCAUCUCUGGUGUUGCCCACAACGGCUUCUUCAAGCUGAACCGAAACCGAACUGGUUUCUACCGAUGCAACUACUCUGUUGCUCGAUUGGAGUCUUUCGGCCAGCAUCUCGACAAGCUGUCUUCUGAGGACCGAGUUGGUAUCAUCUCUGACGCUCUGGCCACCUCCAUUGCUGGCUACGCUUCCACUGUUGGCCUUCUGUCCUUCAUCUCUCAGCUUUCCGGUGAAGACGACCCUGUGGUGUGGACAUCCAUUCUUGACGCCAUGGCGACAAUCCGAUCGGCUUGGUUCGAGCAGUCUGAGGAGACCCAAAAGGCUAUUGACGCCUUUACUGCCAAGCUGAUCGAGCCCAUCACCUCUAAGAUUGGUCUUGAGUUCACUAACAAGGACAACUUCCUUGACUCCCAGCUGCGAACCCGACUCCUGGGCACUGCUGCUGGUCUUGGUGUUGAUGCUGUCUCUUCUCACCUCACCUCCCUGUUCGACAAGUGGGCAGCCGGAGACAAGACUGCCAUCCAUCCCUCCAUUCGAAUCCCCGUCUUCCGAGCCGCAGUUUCGCAGUCUGACGACUCCAAGUCUGCAGCUGCCUUUGAUGCACUACUCAAGGAGCUCGAGGACCCCUCUUCUGUCGACUCUAUUGAGAUUGUUCUCUCUUCUCUUGGUGCCGUUCAGUCUCCUGCUCUGAUCAAGAAGUCUGUCGAUAUGCUUCUGACUAUUGCUCCCAUGAACCUACAUUUCCUCGGUGGCUCUCUUGUCAACAACAAGAAGGCUCGAUGGGCCCAGUGGGAGUUCAUCAAGGCCAACUGGGACCAUGGAGUUGUUUCCAAGCUUGGAGCCAACAUGGUUGUUCUUGAAAGAUACCUCAAGCUGUCCCUUCGACAGUUUGCUUCUCAGAAGGCUCUUGACGACGUGGAAGAGUUCUUUGUCGGCAAGGACCUCGACGGUUUCGACCGAUCUCUUGGCCAGGCCAAGGACUUUAUCAAGUCUCGAGCUGCCUGGGUUCAGCGAGAUGGCUCUGUUGUUGGCGAGUGGCUUGCCAAGCAGCAGUAA
Molecule: messenger RNA, 2709 nt
Organism: Yarrowia lipolytica CLIB122
Lineage: Eukaryota; Fungi; Ascomycota; Dipodascomycetes; Dipodascales
Biological process (GO): proteolysis; peptide catabolic process
Cellular component (GO): cytoplasm
Molecular function (GO): metalloaminopeptidase activity; peptide binding; zinc ion binding
Source: RefSeq, a predicted model, not a curated record